CCAACUUUCAGGAGCCAUCCUAGAAACAAGGCUCCCUGGCCUACAUUUCCCAGAAACCAAAGGGACGCCCUCGUGGUACUCUGUCUUUUCUGAUUGGCUUAUUCAAGCAACUGCGGGUUGGCGGGGAGAGAAGCCUAAAGUAAACAUGGAAGAUUCAGUCAUACCGUUUUUAGAAAAGACUCUGCAGAGAAUCCCAUCUUCAAGUCUUAAGAGUAUACUGAAUGAAUGGGGAUUCUUGUCAGCACAGCAGCUCCAAGAUCUACAUUUUCAGCAGUCCAAGCACAUCCUACACAAUAAAGUGCUCGCUUUCUGUGAGGAAAAUGGCAUGAGAAUUCGACAUGUAAUACAACUGGACAUGAUAUACAACCAUGAAUACCCUAAUAAGAGAAACUGGAGUGUUUAUCAGUUCUCCGGACAGGAAGAUGAUGCCCUUGUAUUAAACAUGACAGAAUUUAGUCAGAAGUUCAAAGUAAAUCUGAAAGACCUUUUAAGACAUGUAUCCAUUGGUAUGAAGAAAUGUGAAGAUGAUGCAGUAUGGAUCCGUGUUGCCUGGGGUGACAAUUUUACAAAGCCCAACCAAUUUAAACCCACAUAUGUAGUGUACCAGUUACAGACUCCUUAUGUGUUCAUAUCCAAUUUGAAUGUUAAACACAGACCACUGCUUUCUCAGGCACUGGUUAUUGCAACUAAACAUGAUGAGAUCAAAGAGAUUCAGCUGAGAGGACGCUGUUUGAAGUCACUGAAGGAUUUAGUGUUGCGACGAUAUAAACAGUCUUUUCAGACUCAUCAGCUAAAACCCCUACAGGAAAGAAAUUCUCCAGAAAGGGAUCAAGGUAUUGUACAUGAACAUGCAAAACGUCUGGCUGACUUGAAGGAAGUAGCCACACAAACAUUUGGAGAUGGACCUUUGCCGAAAUUAGAGACUGCGGUUUUUAAGCUUGAAACCAAGUUUAAGGAUCCAGAAAACAGAAUAUUAACAAACAGACCAGAGCCUUUUAGAUGCGCUGUCAAGUUUUCAAGCCCAAGCUUCCUGGAAUCCUUAAAAUCUUUAGUGACACUGGGUGUUGCAAGCACUCCUGUGUCCCCGCUGCUUUCAUCCAUACCACAAAAAGCAAGAAAUCAUUUUGUAAUCUCAGAGAGAGGACCUGGAGUACCCCCUACACCUGGCCCAUAACCUUUUGAAGACAAAUGCUGGACAUUUAUGAGCCUAAUUAUGGAUAAGCUGCACCACCCCCCCAAGAUGGAAUGGUUCCUUAUGGAGGAUGUAACUAAUGAAAUACAUCAAUUUAUCUUACCUGUCAAGCGCUUUCACUGCUGAUUUUCAUAUGUGAAAAGAACUGCAAAUGCAAGACUUGCAUAGCGAGUGGAUGUGCUUGACAGGUAACAUUUAAAGAAGUAUUUAAUUAGCUACAGUAUGACUACUUUAAGUGUUUAAUUGUGAUGUUUGUUUUGGGGUUUUUUUAAAAUUAUUAUUACACACAUAAUUUUAAUCACAAAAUUAAACUCCUGUAUGAAUAAUUAUUUAAAAAACCUUCCUGUUGACAUUUAUUGUUACUCAGGGAUAUGGGGUUUGUUCAAAGUAUAGGACAUUUCACUUUAUGUUAUUCACAUUGUCCAAUUCACUUCAUCACUUGCCUAAGCUGACCGCGCUGCAGGUAGUUUGAAACAUCAAUCCCAGCCCACUCACUGUGUACAGCUCAGCAAUUGCGCCCACAGGCAAGCUCCCAUACUGGAGGGUGGGGUUUGGAGCUUUUUAACAGGACCUUGAAAUCGUGUCGAAUAAACUGUUUUAUUUGCCAUAAUAUUAAACACAUUGUUUUUGUUAUAAAAAUUAAAAGAAAGAUUCUCUC
This is a messenger RNA of Acipenser ruthenus (sterlet), 1850 nucleotides long. RefSeq names its product centromere protein N-like. The record is from RefSeq and is a predicted model, not a curated record. The transcript is spliced from 11 exons. NCBI's taxonomy places the organism in Eukaryota, Metazoa, Chordata, Actinopteri, Acipenseriformes, Acipenseridae. Gene Ontology annotation, biological process: chromosome segregation; CENP-A containing chromatin assembly. The coding region runs from base 146 to 1174 and encodes 342 amino acids.